AUGGCGACUCCUUGGUUGCAGAAGCAGUUCGAGAGUUAUGAAAACUAUAGUUAUGGAUAUGGAUACAGUCAGGAUAACACUUCCAACUAUGGGUAUAAUAUGGCCACCUCAAACUCUUGGGAAAUUCCUAGUACCAACACAAAUGCAAACCCCAGUGCUUCUACAAGUUCCAGUACUGAUACUGUUUUAUCCAAAAUUAACCAGAGUUUAGACAUGGUGACCCAGCGUUUGGAUAUGGUGUCUCACCUAGAAAUGGACAUGAUGCAAGGAGGCCUAUAUGGUUCAGGCGGGGAUAGGUUUGAUUCCUAUGAUGCAUAUGACUCGAGAGCAACACUAAACGAUCGUGAUAUCUACAGAUUUGAUUACGACUAUAGUGAAAUUGAUCCAGAAAUGGAAAUGGCUUAUGAAAGCCACUACGAUGCUUACCGGGAACAGUUUCAAAUUCGUGAUUCUUUUGGCCAGAGGGCGCAAGGUUGGGCCAGAGAUGGCCGCACUAAUCGCUCAAUUGCUGCAAGCUACGGACGAAUGUGGGAUGACCCUAUGGCAGCCCGGAGCCAUUGUGGCCCUGGCUCCUCCCGGCUUCCAUCUCUCUUCUCCCAGAAGAUUAUUCCUGAGUAUGGCAUGUUACAAAGUAUGAGAGGAGCAUAUGGGAAUAUGCGAUUUGGAUUUGGAUUUGGCAGUGGCCUGAAGCAGAUGAGAAGGACCUGGAAAACAUGGGGAAAUGCUGAUUUCAAACCACAGAAGAAGAAGAACAAGAAGAGGAAACAGUCAAAUAGUACUGAUGAACCAGACAGCAAGGCAGCUAAAACUGAUGGCUCUGACAACAGUGACUCGGAAAAUGAUGAAGGCACUGAAGGGGAAGGAACAGAGACUGUGGAAGCAUCUGAAAAAGUUGAAAAAAGUUCUAAAGAAGGAGAAGAUGAUGAAGGGAAAGAUGAUGGGAAAGAAGAUGGAAAACCUGAUCCUGAGAAAGGAACCCUGACAAUCCAGGAAGAGAUUAGUCAGAUCAAACGGAAGUUGCAGGCUGGCAAGAAGACACAGGAGAGACAGAAGAAACGGCAACGAGACCGCAUGGUGGAAAGCUCGGGACCCGACACUGCUUGGCACCUUUGUCCAGAAGCUCCAGCACUUAGGGCACUAUGCAUGCCCAGAGGGCCCCCGCACUGGUGCUUGCCUCCGCCUCAAGUUCUUGCUCUUGCUGGAUCUUCCUCUGCCAAGUCGGCGCCGGGCCCCUGGGCUCUUCAGACAAAGCUGUUCCCGUGGCCCAGUUAUGGAUGGCAGAGGAUUCAGUUUGUGUGUUCAUUGUGCAAGUAUCGUACUUUCUAUGAGGAUGAAAUGACCAACCAUUUGGACAGCAAGUUCCACAAGGAACACUUCAAGUUUGUGGGUACCAAGCUACCCAAGCAGACAGCUGACUUUCUGGAGGAAUAUGUAACCAAUAAAACCAAGAAGACAGAGGACCGACGUAAAGCUAUCGAAAACCUCAAUGGUGUGAUCCAGCAAAUUUAUAAAGACCAAGAUCUCACUCAAGAAAUUGGUAUGGAACACUUUGUGAAAAAAGUAGAAGCAGCUCACUGUGCAGCCUGUGACCUCUUUAUCCCCAUGCAAUUUGGGAUCAUACAGAAGCACCUCAAAACAAUGGAACACAACCGCAACCGCAGGAAAGAAGGCUAUGACACAAUCUUGGCAGCAUUAGUUACUCUUAUUCCAACUUCAACAACACUGCUGGUGGAGGUGGGGGUCUUUCAGAUGCUGGUUGUGAGAGAAAAUUCAGUGAGUGUACCUAAUGGGAGAAUUGAAGAAGGAGCAGAGGAUAUUAGGGAUGUGAAGAACUCCAAGGACAAAAUCUACUUAAGGGAGAGGCAUCUCAGUCACUCUUAUGAUCAGGACAAGACUGGGGAGAUGAGGAGCCAAUCACCCCAUCUGGGUGGAGAAAUAGUUUUGCAGGGCAAAGGAGACAGCAGAGUUAAAGCUUGCAGGGAUAAACUUGAAGUGGAUGAAAUCAGCCUGAUGCCUAGAUUUCUGCCAGCAACUCUCAGCAACUCAUGCACAGGAGCGAAGGAGGCAGACUGUAGAGGUGAUACAGGGCUGUAG
Messenger RNA from Tachyglossus aculeatus (Australian echidna), 2094 nucleotides. RefSeq names its product A-kinase anchor protein 8-like. Gene Ontology annotation, molecular function: protein kinase A regulatory subunit binding; DNA binding. Bases 1 to 2094 code for a protein of 697 amino acids. Lineage: Eukaryota; Metazoa; Chordata; Mammalia; Monotremata; Tachyglossidae. Gene Ontology annotation, cellular component: nucleus; nuclear matrix. The record is from RefSeq and is a predicted model, not a curated record. The transcript has 14 exons.